AUGCCGCCUGGGACUGUUGCUGCCGCUGCCUGCGGGGAUCGCAGAGCUGCCCCAAACCUGACGUGGGGCCAGGAUGAUUUGGAGGAUGCAAUUCCAGAACAUAAUGAAUUCCUUUUUCCGGAAUAUGAAAUUCUGAUAGAACCUGAGGAACCAGAAUCUCCUUCCGAUACCAGCAUCGAUGGUGACGAUGAAGCAGCAGCUGCAGAUGCAUCAGAGAACUCAGGCGAACAAGAGGAACUCCAAGAUACGGGCAGUGCGAGUAAGAAAUGACUGCUAUCUUUAGAUGAAGAGACAUUGGAAGCAAUGGCAAAACAUGAGACUGAAGACGACAAGAUCUUCCAGAAGUUUAAGGAGCGAAUAGCUGCAGAACCAGAGCAGAUUAUUAGAUACUGCAGGGGAGGAGAAGGCCCCAUCUGGGUGUCAGGUGAAAAUAUUCCUGAAGAAAAAGAUAUCCCAAACUGCUCAUGUGGUGCCAAAAGGAUAUUUGAAUUCCAGAUCAUGCCCCAGCUCCUGAACCACCUGCAGGUGGACAGCCUUGGUGAGAGCAUCGACUGGGGCACGCUGGCCGUGUACACGUGUGCUGAGAGCUGCAGCGAGGGCGGCGGGUACGCCGAGGAGUUCAUAUGGAAACAGGACUUCUCUGCAGGCUCCAUCGAACUUCCAUCCUGCCGCUGA
Tinamus guttatus (white-throated tinamou) is the source of this 675-nucleotide messenger RNA. NCBI's taxonomy places the organism in Eukaryota, Metazoa, Chordata, Aves, Tinamiformes, Tinamidae. The record is from RefSeq and is a predicted model, not a curated record.